AUGAAGGAACUCUUACACAUUCAUAAGCCUAUCAUGCUGGACAGUACCAACUUUGGUCACUGGAAAGUGAGGAUGCAACACAUCAUCAGAGGAGUUGAUGAAGAUGCUUGGACGUCUGUAGAAGAUGGUUGGAGUGCUCCUACCGUUGUCUUGGAAGAUAAGAAAUACCAGUAUGAGAAGCGCCUUGAUCACCUAGCCUCCAAGUUUGAGAACCUGAGAAUGAGUGAUGAUGAGCCGAUUGAUGGAUUCAUAUGCAAGAUCAGUGAAUUGGCAAGUGAAGCGUCUGUUCUUGGCAAGAAGUAUGAAGAAAAGGAUUUGGUGAAGAAGCUCCUAAGGUGCUUACCACCACGGUUUGAAGCUUAUAAAGCUGUUCUCACACUUGCUGUUGACACAGAUGAGAUGAAGUUUCUGAAGGUGCAUGAUCUUGAGAAAACCGAUCGACAAUCUACUAACCAGAAGAGCAUUGCCUUCACAGCUGAGUCUAAGGAUGAUGGUCGAGUCACUAAGAUUGAAGAGAAUCUGAGUUUAAUGGCUCGAAACUUCAACAAGUUUGUCAAGCGUAUGGAGAAAGGUGGUGGUAGAUCCAAUGGACGCUACCAAAAGAAUGAUGUUGAAAGGGGCAGCUCUCAGCUCUCAAAGCAGGAUUCUAGCAAGAACACAAAGAUGUGUCAUGAGUGUGAAGGUUACGGCCACUUCAGAAGCGAGUGUCCCCUUGCUAAGAGAAAAUAUCAAAAAUGUAUUGAGUGUAAAGGCAUUGGGCAUACACGCAGUGAGUGUCGUAGCAUUCUCAAGAAAGAGAAGUCUCUCUUGUGCUUCAGUGACACUGAAUCUGAAAGCGACAGUGACGAAGGUGAGCUGCACCUAAACUUCAUGGCUCUAAUUGGUCAAGAAAGUGGAAAAGAUUCUAAUGCUUACAGCGAGGAUGAUGAUGAUCUUGAGCAAGAUCUUGAAACUGAGUACAAGACUCUAUUUGACAAGUUCUCUGAUCUCAGUCAUGAGAAUCUCGAGCUUCUCAAGGAGAAAGCAAUGCUGAAAGCUCAGAUUAACAUACUGGAACUUGAUCAGCCUUCCACCAAGACAAAAGCUUACUCAAUUGACCGAGAGUCGGAUCAAGAAGUUCUUGCACUUAAGAGAGCAAUGACAGAGCAGGAACGAGUUCGUAAGGAAGCUGAAGCACACAUACAAACGUUGAGCGAUCUCUUAGCCGUAGAGACUGAUCGAAGUACGCUACUCGAAAGUCAACUAACUGAAAAUCACAAGAAGGUUCGCAUGCUCUCAGCUGGUACUGCAACUCUUGAUCACAUACUUACAUGGGGACAGUGUCCGAGUCUCAACAUCGGCUUGGGAUAUAAAGGAUCUACCUCAAAGGCUACUGAAACGAAGUUUGUGAGGGAAGCUCCUAAUGAAGAAAAGAAACCUGAAGAGAAAGGGGUCCCUGCUGAAAGAAACGAGAAUGUCAUUCCUAAACCAAAAAGAUGUGGAAACGGAUGUCAUUUCUGUGGGAAACGAGGACACAACGCUAGGUUCUGUUACUUUCGAAGACCCAAACGUGAUCUAUAUCCGAACUACAAAGAGAACACUCACUCUGAACUAAACACCGUUUCUGUUAAGUCACACACUGAAGCAGAACAUGAUCUUGUUUGCAACUUUGUGCGAGUACAAGUAGACACAGAGAUCGUUAGUAAUGUUGCUUAUACCUCUGCUGAAGAAGCAUCACAAUCUCAACUUCCUUGGUAUUUUGAUAGUGGGUGCUCAAAGCAUAUGAAUGGAAAUGAAGACUAUCUUGAGAAGCUCGAACUCAUCAGAGGUGGAAAAUUUACUUUUGGAGAUGGAGGACAAGGCAAAAUUCGUGCAAUUGGAAUAACCUCCAGACCUGAUGUGCCUAAACUCUCAAACGUUUACUUUGUUGAGGGUCUCAAGGCGAACCUGAUCAGUGUGAGUCAACUAUGUGAUGAAGGAUUAGAGGUUAUCUUUAACAGCAAGGAAUGUCGCGCCGUUGAUGCAAGAAACAAUGUGGUGCUGAGAGGUAUUCGUUCAGGGAACAACUGCUAUCUUUGGAGACCUUCAAACGUGUAUUUUACGGCUACUGAAUCCAGACUUGAUCUCUGGCACAAGAAACUGGGUCACAUGAACACCAAUGGGCUUAGCAGACUCGUGAAUGCUGAAGUAGUAAGAGGUGUCCCUGAUUUGAGAAACAGACAGAGACAGUAUGUGGAGCUUGCUGCCAAGGAAAGCAAGUCAAGGUACACUUGGGUGGACUUCUUACGCAACAAGUCUGAUGCUCUUGAGAGUUUCAGAAUCCUGGCUCUUCAACUCAAACAUGAUAAGGGAGGAAUCAUUCAGAUUAAGAGCGAUCAUGGGGGUGAGUUUCAGAAUGAGCAGUUUGAUAAGUUCUGUCACAGUCAAGGUAUCCGUCAUCAGUAUGCCGCUCCGAGAACUCCUCAACAAAAUGGGGUUGUGGAAAGAAAAAAUAGAACAUUGCAAGAAAUGGCUAGAGCAAUGUUGUGUGGAAACAGUGUUCCAUCUGGCUUUUGGGCGGAAGCAAUCAACACUGCGUGCUAUGAUAAAUCGGGUCUAUGUCAAGCCAAAGACCAAGACUACUCCUUAUGA
This is a messenger RNA of Brassica napus (rape), 2610 nucleotides long. RefSeq lists its product as uncharacterized. NCBI's taxonomy places the organism in Eukaryota, Viridiplantae, Streptophyta, Magnoliopsida, Brassicales, Brassicaceae. Bases 1 to 2610 code for a protein of 869 amino acids. The transcript is spliced from 4 exons. Gene Ontology annotation, molecular function: nucleic acid binding; zinc ion binding. The record is from RefSeq and is a predicted model, not a curated record. Gene Ontology annotation, biological process: DNA integration.